GGAUAGAUCGCUAUAGCCAGGCCACUCUCCUCGGGAUAUUCAGUUAGACAUCAAGUUACCGUGUGGUCGCGCGGUUAGAUUGGAUUUUUGCGCGCUGUGUUGUGGUAGGACUGUUCGGUGACUAUUUUUUUCGUUUGAAGCUACUAUAGAUUCUCAAAAAUGAACAUACCUGAAGACCGGAUUUCGGGCAUUUACAAGGACAAGUCGGUCCUUGUUACUGGAGCCAGUGGAUUCCUGGGAAAAUUAUUGAUUGAAAAAAUCCUGAGAUGUUGCCCGGAAGUCAAAAUGAUUUACGUGCUGAUCAGGAAAAAGAAGGGGAUGGCCGCUCCAGAAAGACUCAAGUCCAUUUUUGCAAAUCCUGUUUUUGACAUGUUAAGAAAAGAAAAUCCCGAAGCUUUCAGAAAAUGCGCUACAGUUACAGGAGAUGUAUCUGAAGUGGAUUUGGGUAUUUCAACGUAUUACAGAAAAUUAUUGUCUGAAGAAGUCGACUAUAUUUUUCAUUGUGCUGCCACUACAAGAUUUGACGACCCACUGAAAGUUUCUGUUCAAAUAAACGCAAGAGGAACGCACUAUAUGCUUCAGUUGGCCAAACAAUGCCAAAAACUAAAAUUAUUUGUUCAUGUUUCCACCGCAUUUGCUCAUUACAGAGAAGAGAUAGUCGAAGAAAAAAUUUAUGAAUUCCCCACAAACCCACUCAAUCUCUUGGAUUCUUUGGAUUGGACUGAUGAAGAAGCCCUACAAAGAAUAGCUGCUGAUUUAUUUCCUGAUCUACCAAACAGCUACACUUUUUCCAAGAUGUUUGCCGAAGCCUUGGUUGCAAAAGAAAUAAACAAUCUUCCAAUAGUUAUUACAAGGCCAGUAGUAGUUGGUAAUGUUUGCUACGAGCCUUAUCCAGGAUGGGCAAACAGCCUUGUAGGUCCCAUUGGUUUGUUCGUAGCAGCUGGUAAAGGUAUUCUUAGGAUUUGCUAUAUGAACAAGGAUACAUCUUGCAGGAUGUUUCCUGCUGACAUAACCAUUAACGGUAUGAUGGUCAAGGCUUGGGAUUUUUUGGAAAACAAGGGACACAAUGUUGCCAACCUCUACAUUAGAGACGAGGAGUUCAGGGUAACAUGGGAAGACGUCAUAGAAACGGGCAAAAAAAUUGUAAGGGAGAAAGCACCAUUCAACGUUAUGUUGUGGUAUCCAGAUGGUUCCAUAACAGCGAACAAGUUCUACUACUUGAUCAAUUUUUAUUUGUUCCACCUUCUACCAGCGAUUUUCGUCGACAUUUUGUUGGUACUCAUGGGAUACAAACCAGCGCUCUUCAAGGCCCAACGCACCAUCCAGAAGGCUGGGGAGAUGUUUAAGUUUUACACUUUCAAAGAGUGGAAUUUCCAAGCAGAUGCUAUUGCGAAUUGCAAGCCGAUUAUGAACGAGACUGAACGGAAAGUUUACAGAAUAGAUUCCGAAGGCUACGAUAUGGAAACGCAUUUGUUAAACUCGCUACGAGCUGUGAAGAAAAUUCAACUCAAAGAAAAUGAAAAGUAUGAAGGAACCAUGCUGAAAGUUUUGAAGGGGUGGUACUACGUCGAUAGACUUUGCAAGCUUCUCUUCCUAUAUUUUCUUGGUUUAUAUUGUUACAAGCUUUUCUGUUACAUUAUGAAAGUAUAGAACAUUAAAAA
Messenger RNA from Brassicogethes aeneus, 1661 nucleotides. The record is from the annotation of a GenBank genome assembly. Lineage: Eukaryota; Metazoa; Arthropoda; Insecta; Coleoptera; Nitidulidae.